Schizosaccharomyces japonicus yFS275 is the source of this 4358-nucleotide messenger RNA. Its product is annotated as chromodomain protein Chp1. The coding region runs from base 774 to 4010 and encodes 1078 amino acids. The transcript has a single exon. Gene Ontology annotation, biological process: epigenetic regulation of gene expression. Gene Ontology annotation, molecular function: histone binding; nucleic acid binding; histone reader activity. The record is from RefSeq and is a predicted model, not a curated record. Lineage: Eukaryota; Fungi; Ascomycota; Schizosaccharomycetes; Schizosaccharomycetales; Schizosaccharomycetaceae. Gene Ontology annotation, cellular component: nucleus; chromosome.
GUAAAACACCAGUUCGCGUCUGUGUCACAAAACAUCCCUCGUAGCCACCGCAGUCAGCCAGCUCGCCCAACACGAACUGUUCCGUUAGACAAACAAUCGCAGAUCACCGCUGUUCACUCUUGGAGGUGACCCAUACGCAGCCCUGGUCGACCGCCGUUAGUGGAUGCUCCUAAGGACGUUAAACUACCCUUCUAGUAGCCCAAGUCCGUCUCCACCAAAUUUACAACGCCAAACCACACACGCCCUGGUUCACUGUAAAUAGUUUAUUUUUACAGGGAGAACAGUCCCGCGUGUAUUUUGUCCAUUAAUGGACAAGUGUCUUGUUUCUAUAAACUGUUACUAGACCGACGUUGGAAUUCUUACAGGAAUUGUCACUUCUUUUUUGCAAUUCUGCACAGAACCUGCAAGCCCAUAUAUCAACGAAUGCCGGUUGGGAGAGACUGCGUGAACUUACAGCUUACGAAGGAGAAAAAACGUUAUUAGUCUUGUUAUCUCUCUUGUUUUGUUUCUGUCCAAAUUGUGUAUAAUAAAAAACAAUUGAGCAGGAAUAUUUACUGUUUUGGUCACUCUUUGUUUGAAAACAUAUACUAAUAGUGAACAAAAGUUCACUGUGCAACUUUUUGGAGCAUUACAACUCAUUUUUGGUGUCUGCAACGAAUACUUGUCUUCAAAUAAUACUCUUGAAGAAUCUACUGUACCUAAUUAUACACAACCGACAAUCGAUACACGUUCUUAAACUACUUGCUUAACGAUUUUUGUGUAGCCCACUAAAGAUGGACUCAAGUGAUGAUGAGUAUGAUUCCGAUGUCUACGAGGUUGAGCAUAUCCUGGACGAGAAAACAGAUGAAAACGGAAACACCCUGUACUAUAUUAAGUGGGCCGGCUAUGAAUGGUACGACAACACUUGGGAGCCAGAAGCCAACCUAGUGGGUGCCGAUCUAGCCUUGAAGGAUUGGAAAAAACGGAAAGAACUCAUUUCUCGCAAUUUAAUCAAACCGUAUGAUUCAGAAGGAAAUGAACGACGGAAAGAAGAACGCGAGUUAGAAGAACAAAAAAAGGAGAAGGAGCGUCGUCGGUUGCGUCUUCUAGUUCAAGCUGAGCGGGAAAAAUCAAAACGGCAAACAAAACGGAGUACUGCUGUCACAUCAAGACAGUCAACGAAACGGAAAAAAGCAGCAGCAGCAGCAGCAGCAAGUCCGACAAGUACAAAAAAGACGAGAACAAAGAAGACUGCUUCUUCCAAAUCUACAACAACAACUUCAACGAAAAAGAAGCGAAUUAUUAUAGAUGAUGAAGAUGAAGAGGAUGGAGAGGAUGGAGAGGAAGAAGCAAUCGCUGUUCCUCGGAAAUCCCACCGGGCGAAAGCAAAGCCCGAAACGAUUAAUGUACCGGACAGCGACAAUAGUGAUAAUGAAGAAUUGCCUUCGUUUCAAAAGAAUGACAAACGCAGUGCCGCUGACACGUCCAUGGAAAGCGGUAAUUCUUCCAUCUCUUCCGAACUGCCUCCUUUGCUCGACACAGAUAUGCUGGAUGUCACCGAAACUCUCUUCCGGCCACAGACAGCGAAAACACGAUCUGCAAAACCCGCGAAGGUCAAGCCUAUACCUCCCCGAAAGAAAACGAAAGCAAAACAAACCCUCGUGCAAGACGAAAGUAGUGUAGCGGACGGAAAGGCUCCUGAUGCUGCGUCGCUUUUCGUUGAUGGUUUGACAAACUUAUCACAAAUUAAGUUUAAAAAGCAUGAACCAGCUAGCGUUUCUCGAACCGUCGUUAUUACUGGGUUUCCUAUGGAAACAUCCGAAUCUGAUUUUCGUGAGUAUUUUGCUUUCAUAACAAAAGAUAUGUCAGUUUCCCUAUCAAGUCCUCUGUCGAAACAGGCUUCCAAAAAUGUAGCCUAUGUAAAAUUCGAUACUGCUGAUCAUGCCUUGCUUGCUUGUGAAAAAGGCCAUCCUCAAUGGCGUGUAGCGCCAAGCCAGGAUAGUCUUUACGAACGAUCACUCGCAGGUAAUGACACAGUUCCGGAAGAGGAAGAACUUGUUCAGCCGCGAUCUACUCACAAGUCCAUUCUCAAAACUGCGGCGACAAAGUCUAGUCGUCUGCCUAAAGAACGCUUGUCUGUCUCAUUUUCCGAGGCUCCACUGAAGAAAAACGAGGACAGUAAAAAAGAAGAAGAAGAAGAAAUUAGCACUGUUGAAAAAACCAAAUCUGUUGAUUUCGACGAUUCUCCGUUAAGUUUGUUUGACACUAAAAAAUCAUCUUCUGACGAGCAUCUUGAGACUGGGAGUAAAGAUGCUAAGGACAAAACGAAAACUUCUAAAAGCCCAGACAAGGACAAACCAAAAUCUCCCAAGAGCUCAGAGAAGGAAAAACCGAAAUCCAGUAAGAGCACGGACAAGGAAACCGAUGGAAAAAACAAAAAAUCGAAGAAGACCUCUGCUAAGAAGUCUUCUCGUAAAAAGCCUAUCAAACCAAUGAUUGUUGGAAGUAGUUGGACCGCUGUAAAUUCUUCUCAGGGUUUAGGUGCUACUGAUUCUGAGAGCAAGCCCGACGAUUCGGAACCCGAUUCUGUUGUACCGCCGGUUGCACCACUCUCUGACGACGAAAACGAUGACUUGGAACACUUGUUUUCUGAGGAUGUCUCUUCGCCGGCUUCGUCGGCAAAGGUGGUUCACAUUCCCGAUUACUGGCGAUUUGUUCUUCGUUCUGGCAAGUCGCUUUCGUUUACCGGCGAGCUUGAAUUAGAUCUUUCCAAACUGAAAGAGGAGGAAGAAAACAAGCCAAUUCUUCAAAGCUUAAUUACCAAGCGGCAGAUCGACGUGGUGCGUUUUAUUUCCACGUCGCAUCUGGAAUUGUUUGGUGAUUGUGUGAAGGAUAUCAUGCAGGGAAACUUGUAUGUUCGUAACGAUGUGGACAUGAAUCAUUUCCGUAAUAUUCUUGUUCGAAGUAAGGGUGCUGGCAUUGUUUUAGAGAAGGAAUUUAGCUUGCUAUUCUUCACCUCUGACAAUGAGCCACUCAUGAACAUGUAUAAGUGUUCCAGUGGCAUCAAGAGCCCCUUUUGGAUCGUUUUGCUUGAGCCAUUCGCGCCUAUGCUUCGCAAUUGGGCCUCUAAAAAUUCGAGAGCUACACGCAUAUACAACAAAAGCUUCCCGUACUUGACAUAUCUGCUGCAGCUAAGCAACAUGGACUAUGUCCGUGCUGGAGCCUUUCAACCCGGAAAAGUUAUUGUGUAUGCGGAUGACGGGCCAGAAACACUGGAGGUCGUUGACAUGUUGCGCUCGGCAAAGGUACAAUUCGUUAUGAAAAAGGAAUUGAACGAAAAAAGCAUGUCUUCUGUGAACUUGAUAUUGGUGCACACUAGCCUCAAAACCAACAUCAAUGAACUUCCAUUUCUGACAUUGGCGAAGCGUCAAGUCUGUCGUUUUUAUUUGUUCGGUGUUGACACCAUCAGCAAAAAGCGUGUCAGCCGACCUAGUCUUGAGCUCGGUGCGCCUGAAAGCGUUGGAAAAAGGGUGCUGCACGAAUAUGUGCAGCGACUCCUGCCCAUCUUUCCUCGGGGCGGCAUUCUCAGCGUCACUCCAAUCGCGUUCAUUAAAAAGCCGGACAUCAUCAAGUCAGUGCUUCCUUUCAUCCAGCUCAAGAUUACCUCUUGGCGGUUUGUUUUGCCGGUGGGAUAUAUUACUAUGCUACGCUCAUGCUUUGAGAAGUACUUUCCCAAUGAGCCUUCAAAGAAACUGAACGACUGCAUUGCUACCUACAACCGUCUUAUGGAAGAAGCUGGCAGUUCGACAAUCAUGAUGCUGCAAGACUGGGAGGUAAUUGAGUCGGAGGAUGAAAGCGAGACGCUCCUAAACUCGCUUCUGUUUUACCAGCAAAAGCAUUACGAGCAGUACCGACGGUUUGUUUUACUUCACGAUGUUCAAAAAUUUCCUCUGAAGGAGCCCAAUGGGAUUGAAACACUGACAUUCAACGACUUCCGGCAGCGGUUUAUGUCUACUGUCGGUCUUGGCUGAACCUCCACCUGCCGUCCGACUGUUUCCUUUCCCUCUUGCUCCAGCAGUAUCCCCUAUCCAUUCCCUGCGUUUGUUCCCAUAAAGACUCAUGCGUUGUCUCACUCACAUCCCUCUUUACCACCCAUUUUUCUAAACAUUCAUUUACGCACCCUCUGCCUCCCUUCCCGCCCUUUCUUACACGAAAUGACACACACACGAAAAUAAUAUAACAAAGCGUAGUUUACUGCAUCCGUUACUCCCUUCCAUUCGUCGCGCGGAACUUAUGGAGAAACCAACACAACAAGCCCUAAGGCUUUGUUUCUCUUUACUCCUCUUAAUUGUCGCAGCGUGCUAUUUCGUGAUUUAAAG